This is a messenger RNA of Pteronotus mesoamericanus, 1679 nucleotides long. It is a transcript of the gene CERKL, whose product is annotated as ceramide kinase like. The transcript is spliced from 13 exons. Gene Ontology annotation, biological process: phosphorylation; sphingolipid metabolic process. The coding region runs from base 1 to 1626 and encodes 541 amino acids. NCBI's taxonomy places the organism in Eukaryota, Metazoa, Chordata, Mammalia, Chiroptera, Mormoopidae. Gene Ontology annotation, molecular function: lipid kinase activity. The record is from RefSeq and is a predicted model, not a curated record.
AUGCCCCUGGGGAGACGCGGAGGCCGGGUGAGCGCGCUGGAGGGCGGCGGGGAGGAAGAGGCGCCCCCCGCGGCGGCCGCAGUGCCCUCGGUGCCUUGGGCGUCUCCACCGCAGCCGGAGGCGGCGGCCGAACAGGUCCUGCUCCGGGGCAUCUUCGAGAUCGGAAGGAGCAGCUGCGACGUGGUGCUGAGCGUGCGGGCUCUCAGGUGGCGGCCCAUCCUACCCGUGCGCCCGGCGGGUGAUUCCAAGUAUGACUUGUUAUGUAAAGAAGAAUUUCUUGAACUCAAGGACAUAUUCUCUGUCAAACUGAAACGACGCUGUUUUGCUAACCAGCAGGGAAAUGGUACUUUAUUGGGUAUCACACUCUUCAUCUGUUUGAAAAAAGAACAAAAUAAAUUAAAGGAUUCUACACUUGAUCUUAUUAAUUUAAGUGAAGACCACUGCAACAUAUGGUUUAGACAGUUCAAGGAAAUUUUGGCAGGUUUUUCAAACAGACCAAAGUCAUUAAAAAUACUCCUUAACCCCCAAAGCCACAAAAAAGAAGCUACCCAGGUCUAUUAUGAGAAGGUUGAACCACUGCUGAAGACUGCAGGAAUAAAGAUUGAUGUAACAAUAACAGAAUAUGAAGGGCACGCUCUGUCACUGCUAAAGGAAUGCGAACUACAGGGAUUUGACGGUGUCGUCUGUGUUGGGGGAGAUGGCUCUGCCAGUGAAGUAGCCCACGCUUUACUGCUGAGAGCCCAGAGGAGCGCAGGCCCGGAGGCGGACGGCACCCUGACUCCUGUCCCGGCACAGCUGCCCCUGGGCAUAAUACCAGCAGGCUCUACUAAUGUAUUGGCACAUUCUCUUCAUGGAAUUGCUCACGUGGUAACUGCAACUUUGCAUAUUAUAAUGGGGCACAUACAACCAGUUGAUGUCUGCACCUUCAGCACUGCUGGCAGGCUUCUUCGCUUUGGCUUCUCAGCCAUGUUUGGCUUUGGUGGAAGAACUUUGGCUCUGGCAGAAAAACAUCGAUGGAUGUCCCCUAACCAACGGAGGGAUUUUGCUGUAAUUAAGGCACUGGCAAAACUUAAGCCAGAGGACUGUGAAAUAUCAUUUUUACCAUUGAACAGCUCUCCAGAUUUUCCAGAACGGAGUGAAGAGGGAUCUCCCAAAUCUAACUGUAACACUCAGUGGCAAAUGAUCCAGGGGCAGUUCUUGAAUGUCAGCAUUAUGGCAAUUCCUUGCCUGUGUUCUGUGGCACCUAGAGGGUUGGCACCUUAUACCAGAUUAAAUAAUGGAAGUAUGGCUCUUAUAAUUGCACGGAACACUUCUAGGCCAGAAUUUAUAAAACAUCUGAAAAGAUAUGCCAGUGUUAAAAACCAGUUCAAUUUUCCAUUCAUUGAGACUUACACUGUUGAAGAAGUAAAAGUUUACCCAAGGAAUAAAACCAGUGCUUACAAUCCAGAGGAGGAUGAUCAACCAAAUGAAACUGCUUCAGAAACCAGUUUCCCUUGGAAUGUGGAUGGUGAUUUAAUGGAAGUCACAUCAGAGGUCCACAUAAAAUUGCAUCCAAGACUUAUCAAUCUUUAUGGAGAAAGUAUGGAAGAAAUGAAAGAUGCCAAAGUAACAUGUAAUUGUUUAUAACAGAAACAUAUGCACUAGAAUUUUAAUAUGAAGGGAUAUGGUCACAUUUUAAA